Molecule: messenger RNA, 1387 nt
Organism: Choloepus didactylus (southern two-toed sloth)
Lineage: Eukaryota; Metazoa; Chordata; Mammalia; Pilosa; Megalonychidae
Product: translation initiation factor IF-2-like
Exons: 2
Coding region: 1-855 (284 amino acids)
Source: RefSeq, a predicted model, not a curated record
AUGCCAAUGGUGGUCCAGGAGCAAGUUACUCCAGAACAGUUGGCUAAAGCGGCACUGGCGGUCGCCGUCCUUCCUCCGCCGCGCGGCCCGACGCCCCUUCUCCGCGUUCGGAGACCCCGCCCAGUGCCGCGCGGCUCGGCCGUUCCCGGCGCGACCAAGGAGCUGCCAGGUCCAGCGGCGGCGCCGGCCCCCGGGGGAGGCUGGCCCAGGCGUUCUCUUCGUUACCAACAGCUCUGGAAAGAAAAAUGGUGCAGAAGGGUCUUGGCGGAGAACGCUGUUCCCUUCACCGCCCUGAGGGAAGCUCAUUCCCCGAGCCGCUCGAAAGCAGGAAAUGAGCGGCAAAGGCGCGGCCACACGCAUACUGGAUCUGGAAGGACCGGCGAUCCCGCGCUUCGCCCUCCAGGAGCUCACGAUCGUCUCUGCCGUGCUCUUGCCACGUCGUGGGACAGCGCCACCGGCGUCCCCUUCCCGCCCCGAGCCCGCGGUGGGGGGGUGGGCUGCGGCCGGGACAAGCGCCCGGGCCCCCACUGGCGCGAUGCUCCCCGCACCCGCCGCGGGGUCUGCUCUCCGCUUGGGCGAACGCCCAGGGUGCAUCCCGCAGGUGGGGCCACCGGCUCCGGCGCCGCGAUAAAGGGACCCAGGCACAGCCCGGAAGUCCCCAGGCCACCCGUUCCCCAGCACCCUUCGGGGAAAUCCCGGACGGCUCUGCAGGAGACAAAACAAAAACCCCGUAUAACUGAAACCGAGCCGGGCGGCGGACCGAGUGGCGGCGGCGACGGUUCCUCUCGCUCUGCAUGCGCGGAGACAACUCCCGUCUCGCGCUCUGCUGCUCCAGUGUAUCCGGCCGAACCAUAGAGACCAACUUAAGGAGGCUCGCGCGCUACUCCCCACCACGUGACAGCCCCGCCAGGCCGCUCCCCCGCGCCGCCAUCUUACAUCCGGGACAGAGGUGGCGUCCCUUCUUCCCCCCCUUGGCAAGCUUGGACGUGUCAGUAGAAAUCAGCCCCAAAAGGGGGGACCCCGGUCCACGUCAUCAAAGUGCUGAGGCCGCGGGACAUACCCCAGAUUCGCUCCACUGGGGCUAAAUGGUCCCUAACUUCUCCCGGCCUUUGCCGGCAAAGAAGAUGGCGGCGCUCGCCGCCGCCUGAGUGGACACGUUGCACUCUGGCCGAGGUUUUAAGUUUCCGGCACAGAGGAUGCAGCCUUAUGCGCUCCACCUCCGCGGCGUGCCCACGGAGCUGCAUUCCGCAGAAAACAGGCGGGAAAGCUGCUGCAUGGCUCACUAAUGCGCAGGCUCCUGGGACUACUGUUUUUUAUCUUGAGACCAAGUUUGGGAAAAGGCUGACUGCCGUGGAACCUCAUCUGCUCUUGGCCCUGACACCUUACU